This is a messenger RNA of Eucalyptus grandis, 2063 nucleotides long. RefSeq names its product argininosuccinate lyase, chloroplastic-like. The record is from RefSeq and is a predicted model, not a curated record. Bases 102 to 1703 code for a protein of 533 amino acids. The transcript has 6 exons. Lineage: Eukaryota; Viridiplantae; Streptophyta; Magnoliopsida; Myrtales; Myrtaceae. Gene Ontology annotation, molecular function: argininosuccinate lyase activity. Gene Ontology annotation, cellular component: cytosol.
UAGCGGGAAGACAAGAGAUGCACUGUAGCUACGCCUAAAACCCCGAAAAUCCAUCGACUCCCGAAAACCCCUCUCGUUCGGUCGAGAUUCGAGCUCUUCUUAUGGAGUCGACCGCCGCCGCUGCUCGCGCCUUUCCGCCCUUCUUCGCCGAAUCCGCGCGCUCCUCCUCGCAGAGCCGCAUCCCGUCGCGUCCCAAGCUGAGCCGGUCGCCGCUGCUCUCGUCUCUCUCGAGGAAGAUCGGGCUCCGCGCGCCCCCGACCGCCGUCGCCAUGAGCGGCGCCGCCGCCGCGGCGGCGGACGAGAACCCUAGCUCCAAGGAGGCGAAGCUGUGGGGGGGCCGGUUCGAGGAGAGCGUGACGGAGACGGUCGAGAGGUUCACUGAGUCCAUCUCGUUCGACAAGGAGCUGUACAGGCAGGACAUCAGGGGAAGCAAGGCGCAUGCGUCUAUGCUGGCCAAACAGGGACUGAUGGAUGACAGUGACAGAGAUAAAAUCUUGGAAGGACUGAGUGAGAUUGAGAGACUGAUUGAAAAUGGAGAGUUUAAGUGGAGGGCUGAUAGAGAAGAUGUGCACAUGAACAUUGAAGCAGCACUAACUGAUAUGAUUGGCGAGCCAGCGAAGAAGCUCCAUACAGCUCGAAGCCGGAAUGAUCAAGUUCAGACCGAUUUUCGUCUGUGGUGUCGUGAUGCUAUUGAUAGGAUCAUUCCAUAUAUUGCACAUCUUCAGGUGGCUUUGGUGACCUUAGCUUUAAAGAACGAGGGUUUAAUUGUUCCGGGAUACACACAUAUGCAGAGGGCCCAACCAGUUUUGUUGCAACAUCACCUCUUAGCAUAUGUUGAGCAGCUUGAGCGUGAUAUUGGUCGUUUAGUAGACUGCAGAGCCAGGCUCAACUUCUGCCCUCUUGGGGCAUGUGCUUUGGCUGGAACUGGCCUUCCAAUUGACAGAUUUAUGACUGCUGACAAGCUAGGGUUCUCAGCUCCUAUGCGUAAUAGUAUUGAUGCAGUGUCGGACAGAGAUUUUGUUAUGGAGUUUUUGUCAGCCAAUUCUAUAAUAGCUGUGCAUCUUUCACGGCUUGGUGAAGAGUGGGUUUUGUGGGCAUCAGAGGAGUUCGGCUUUAUUACACCAAGCGACUCUGUUUCCACUGGAAGUAGCAUAAUGCCUCAAAAGAAAAAUCCUGAUCCAAUGGAACUUGUCCGUGGGAAGUCAGCCAGAGUCAUAGGAGACCUUGUUACCCUCCUGACCUUGUGUAAGGGCCUUCCUCCAUCUUACAAUCGUGAUCUGCAGGAGGACAAGGAACCUGUAUUUGAUAGUGUAAAGACAAUUGUGGGAAUGCUUGAAGUCUCAGCAGAGUUCGCUCAUAAUAUUACCUAUAAUAAGGAGCGUAUAUACAGGGCUUUGCCGGCUGGCCACCUUGAUGCCACAACACUUGCUGAUUACCUCGUAAAAAAAGGCGUCCCUUUCCGAACCUCUCAUGAUAUUGUUGGAAGAUCAGUAGCAUUUUGUGUCUCACAGAACUGCCAGCUUAAGGAUCUCAGUCUGGAUGAACUACGGAGCAUCAGCCCAGUGUUUGAUAAGGACGUGUAUGAGUACCUUGGCGUUGAGAAUGCGGUCAAGAACUUUUGUUCGUAUGGAUCGACGGGAUUGGAAUGUGUUGCAAGUCAGGUGGACUACUGGGUUAGGAAGCUCAAUAUUGAAAGAAUUUGAUCAGCCCGGUGUUUGAUAAGGACGUGUACGAGUACCUCGGCAUCGAGAAUGCGGUCAAGAACUUUUGUUCGCAUGGAUAGAAGGGAUCUGAGUGCGUUGCAAGUCAGAUGGACUAGUGGGUUAGGAAGCUCAAUAUUGAAAGAAUCUGAUCCGAACUAAUUCGAUGAAGGCCUAUCCCCAACCAUGGAGGGGCAUAUUUUGGACAGAAGACAUGCAAUUUGUUGAAAAAUUAAUUCGUAUUCUGGGAAGGUUUUUUAGCCAGCUAGAUAGAACUCUUAGCAUUGAUUACUUGUACCUGUGGAUAAUCACAAGGAUGUUCCAUCUUGAAUUGAUUUUAAAUCUAUUUCCUUAACAUGUGAA